Messenger RNA from Hyaloscypha bicolor E, 888 nucleotides. Its product is annotated as Metallo-hydrolase/oxidoreductase. The record is from RefSeq and is a predicted model, not a curated record. The transcript is spliced from 6 exons. Lineage: Eukaryota; Fungi; Ascomycota; Leotiomycetes; Helotiales; Hyaloscyphaceae. The coding region runs from base 1 to 888 and encodes 295 amino acids.
AUGGCUGGAAUUCAAAAGGCUCUCGAUGCUGGUGCAGUCCCAGGCCAUAUUUCAAAUGUAUGUCCCCCGGGUACCAAAGCCUAUCUUCUCGAGGUUGGUUGGCUCGAGUGCGAUGAAGGCUUCGUCACAAGAGGUGGGAAUACAUCUUUGAAGAGCACAGAGGGGAAAGAAUUCGCCAACAAGCGCCGAGAGCUCCCAAUGUACUGCGUUUUAAUCGAUCACCCCCACGAGGGCUGCAUUCUUUGGGAGACGGGAUGUGGAGUUGACUAUCCUGAAGUCUGGGGCCCGCAAGUAGCCGACGUCUUUGCACGAGUUCGAUAUGAGCCAAGGCAUGAACUGAAAGCUGCCAUUGAGGCCACGGGGCAUAAGUUGGAAGAUGUGAAGAAGAUUAUCUUAGGACAUAUGCAUCUGGAUCAUGCAGGAGGCUUGGACCAAUUCCUGGACCGGAAAGAUAUUGAGAUUUGGGUACAUGACAAGGAGCUGCGUUCUGCUUUCUGGUCUGUUGCGACUGGCGCAGAUGUUGGUGUUUAUCUCCAGCACUACAUGAAUCUCUCACUGAAUUGGAAGACAUUCGAUGAAAGAACAAUGGACUUCUGUCAGGGCAUCACCCUCCAUCACUUGCCUGGGCAUACAGACGGCCUGGUCGGUAUGCAGCUCAAUCUGCUAAACAGCGGAACAUUCUUCUUUAUCAGUGACCACUGCCAUGUCAUCGAAAAUUGGCGUGACGGAGUCCCGCAAGGGUGGUUGGCACGUGACCAUCCAGCAUGGUUCCAGAGUACUCAAAGAUUGAAACGAUUGGAGGCAACCACGAAAGGUAGGGUCAUUCCAGGCCACGACAAGGAGACUUUUCUUCAACUUCAAAGUGAGAUCAAGGACUACUUGAGUUGA